AUGAAAGUGUCAGAGAUCGAAGUAGUAUAUUUAUUAGCAAUUUUUAAGUAAAAAUAAACGAUGAAAAAUGAUGAAUUCAUGUAGUUUUUAUAAAAUUUUUAAUAUAAUUGUAAUACAUUUAGUUUUAAUUAAUUGGGUAAACUGCGAAAUUAGAUUAUGCGGAGAUGAAAAAUGCCAAAGAAUAAUAUCCCAAGGUAUUACUAUUUCGAACUAUCAACCUGGGGAACCUGGGCGAAUACAUCUUAAAAUAAAUACACCUGUUAAUGUCUAUUCUAAACCAAAUAAAAGUGAAGUUUCAACAACUGAAUUAUGGGAAAUAGAAACUCAAGGCAGGCGAGGAUUAGCUUCUCCAAAAUUCCUUAAAGAAAACCGUAUUCUUGUUAAAACAGAAAAUCUUAUAGCAGUAAAUAAAGAUAUGAAUCCUUCUAAAGUUGGUCAACCAGAAAUACAAAGUUCUCAAGUAUUCAGUAGUGAAGAAUACUCAACUACAGCACCACUUAAGGCAGAAGAAAUUCCCAAGAAUAUUGUCAAGGAAAGUGGAGAACAAAUAAGUACAACUGAAACAUUACGAAGCACAGUUGUGGAUAAACCACAUACAAUUGAUGGAACAACUAUUACUCCUAAUAUAGAACACGAAAAUGAAGAUGAUGGAUUCGUUAGUUCAUAUGAUGAUUACGAAGAAGAAGAAGGUUCAGGCGAAGAAGAAGAGGAUGAAGAAGAGGAAGAAUUAGAUAGACCUAAAAUUUUAGCUGCAGAAACUGAAACAAUAUCAAACAGUGUGAACAAAAAUGCAAAUAGUGACGAAAAGAGUGAACCAGUAACUCAAAAAAGCUUUAUCGAACAGCCAAAAGUAGAAAAUUCAAAAGAUUCUGACAAUGAUGGAGAAAAGACUGAAAUAUUAGAUUCCGAAAAUUUACAAAAGACUGAUAAAGCAAUUGAGAAGGAAAAUGUGAACAAUGAAAUAAAUAAAUUUGAAAAACCUGGGGAAAAUUUGCAAGAUGAACAAAAAAAAUUACAUGAUCCUGCAGUUUUUUUACCACCUGAUCUUAUGAGAUCUAAUGAACAUUUAGACACACCUAAAGAUGUUAGUAAAAAUCAAAUUCUUGAGGCAAAUGAGAAAAAUUCAAAUAACCAUAUUGAAAAUAAUUUUCAAGCAAAAGAUGAAAACCUAACGGUUAAAGACAAGGAUGUUGCAGUUAACAUCAAUGAAAAUCAAAAUGGAAUCAUUGAUCAGAAAUCAAAUAUGGAAGAGCAGAAGGUCACAAUUGAAACUUCUUUAAAUGAAAAUGCUCAACCAGACAAUACUCAAAAUAUAAAACCACUUGAUGCUCAAAUGGAAAGCCAUCAGGCAUUGAAUAAUAUCCAACAAGAAAAAUAUCAACCAGAAGCAAACGAGCCUGUAAAUAUAGUACCUCCAAAGUCAGACGCAGAUAAACCAGAUAUAUCAAUUGAGAAAUUAUCAACUAGUUUAAAAGAUAUUGCCGAAACAUCAGAGGUAAAAGAAGUGCAAGAAAAUAAAGAACAGAUUAUCGAAGACGUUUCAAAAGAUAUUCUUGAUAAUUCCGUGGCUCCAGACUCAAACGAAAAUAUUAAUGAUUUAGGUCGAAAGGAUGAGGCGUUACUUAGUCAAAAUGAAUCUACCGAAACGAUGAACUACUUAGAUCUUAAACUGUUCGAAAAUCGUAAUCAGGAUCAAGAAAUGCACGCAAGUGCAUUAAAAAAUGAUCAGCCAAAAUAUCAUAAUUAUCAAGAUCAGUCGAUUUAUCUCAACCAUGAACAACAAAGUCAAGAAAAUGUGAAGUUAGAAUCAGAAAAUGCUAUCUUGCAAGAUAUAAGUUCAAAAGGGUUGGAAAGUGGUAAGCAAGUUAUAGAAAAUCAAGCACAAGAUUAUAGUUCCCAAGUUCCUAUUAAAACAGAGCAGCAACACUCGACAAUAACUACACCAGGCUAUGAAGAAAUUCAUUUUGUCGAUAAUCCUAUUGAAACGAUUACGAAAAAUCCUGCGAAAUCUGGCCUAGAAAACUUGAUUUUGCCACAUCAAGAUAAUUUGAUGUUAAAUGAAAACCAAAAAGAGGAUAAAAUUCAUGAAAACAAAGAUUUUGAACAAACGAAUGAUAUAAAGGUAGAUAUUGUAAAUCCCCAACCUUUAACACAGAAUGUAAUCGAAGAUUCCAACGAAAUUGAAAAACUUGAAUCUUCAAGUAGCUUCGAGUUUCUUACCAUGGGUAUUGAAACUUUUUAUGUAUGGAGUGGUAAACUGAUUGAUGUUGUUAAUGGUUUUUGGAAAAGUUCUUCAGAUAUACAAGAUAUAGCAAGCGAAGAGAAGCCAUAUCAAGAACCUAGUUUGGAUAUAAAAGAAGAAAUUAUGGAAAAUAGUAAUUUAAAGAAUCCAGAUCAUUUGGAAGAGGAAUAUUGUAAAAAGUUAGGGCCGAAUGAUAACUGCCCAAAUAUAGGAAGGGAAAAAGUCUAUCGCUCACACCUUAACACCGGGUCGUCAUUUACAGAAAGUGAUUUUUUUACUUCAAUGUCUGAUAAAAUACUAGAAAUGUUCGAUAUGUUGGUUUUGCUAAGUAUUGCAGCUAUUUCUUCAAUCAUUUUUGCUUUUGGAUAUUAUUGUAUUUGCAAUAGCCGAAAGGAAAAUUUAUUGAUUAACAAACUCAAUGUUGUAGAAAGGAACUUAUUAACAGCUAAUAAAGAAGUAACGAUUUUGAAGCAAGAUUUACAAGAUUCUCGAUCUAAAUUAAGCUCAAUUGAGGACAGUACAUUUGGUACAAAUGAUUUAGUGAUCUCCUUAAAAAAAAAAGUGGAAGAAAAACAAAAAGAAGUUGAUACCUUAAAAAAACAAAUUUCAACUCUAGAAAAAGAAUUAGAAAGUGCUACCACAGCUGGUGUUGAAUUAAAUAAAAUAAUUUCGGAAUUGGUUAUCAAACAAAACGAGCAACAGUUAUUACAAGAAAAUAUAGAGGAAUUAGAAAAGCAAAUAAGUGAACAGAAAGAUACAAUAGAAGAAAUCAAUCAAAACGUAGCUGAAAAAACACAUGAAAAUACUGAGUUGCAUUUGCUCAUAUCAGAACAGUCUAUUAAAUUUCAAAGUGAAAUUAAAGAGCUACAGGAUCAAAUUGUUGAUUUAGAAAAUGAAAAAGAGUUGUUAGAAGGAAAAUUUGAAGAAAAUGAAAAACGCAUCAAAGAAGAACUUGAAGUUGAGAUUUCAACCAAAGCUGAAGAAAUUGGAAAAUUACACGCUGAGUUGUUGUUGUUUAAAAAUAAAUAUGAUGAAAUAAGUAGAAAAUGGCAAACAAGUGAAUCAAAAAUAGAGUCUUUGAAAGAAUGCAUUAGGAAUAUGAACAAAGAAUCGUGGGCUGAUAUAGAUGACUUGAUAGAAACUGUUGAUAUAAAAGCAGAUAAUUUGUUACUAGAAAAAGAAAAUUCAACUCUUAAAGAGCAAUUAGAAGGAGAAAAGAAUUCCAUAAAAUUAUUAGAAGGUCGCAUAGCGCUAUUAAGUGAAGAGGUAGCUAGUCUAAAAGUAGGGCACGACAAAGCAGAGAAAGACAAAUUAGAAGCUCAGACUCGCUUAGAUGUACUAUCUAACUAUUUUAAAGAAAAGGAGGCGCAACUGCAAAAGGAUCUGACAUUAAAAGAAGCACUUUGGUUAAAGCAACAAGGCGAAACUACUAGCACUGUAGAAAAAAUACGUGCACUUCAAGAUGAAAUACAGUCUUUAAAGUCGCAAAAUGAUUCAUUGCAUGCUGAAAUAGAAGCUCAAGCGGUUGCUCAUAAAACGCAAUUAGCCACAUUGGAAAAUCGGGCUCAUGAAACUUGGUUACAAUCCAGACAAUCCGAACGUAAAUAUGAAGAAGCUAGGUCUGAAUCAACAAUGUUGAGACGAAAGCUAACAGCUUUGGUUUCUUCAAAUAAUCAAUCAGUAGGUAGUAACAAUACAAGUUCUUCUAAUGAUAUCAAUCGGCUUCAAAAUUCAAUUGUGGAUGGAGUUGGACCUUCUAACUUGAAUAGCGUACCUUCACCAAUUCAUUUAGAUUCUCCUAGUUCACCUGCAUUAGUAACUUCUAAUCUUCCACCCCCGCCACCAUUUUUGCCACCUCCACCAUUUAUGCCACCACUACCAGGUCCAUUUAUGGGCAUACCAACUCCAUUUGCUUUGCCACCAGGAGGUCGCCCACCUCCGUUAGGUGGUCGCUUAAUGUCACCACCACCACCACCUCAACAUCGUAGAGGUCGAUAUUCACCAAGCUUAAUUGACGAUGAUGAUGACGAAGAUUAUGAUUAUGAUGAAUAUGAUGAUGAUAGAAGUCAAAAACGAAGUCGUAAUAAUAGAGAUUAUUCCCCAGAAAAUGGAAGAUAUAGUCCAGAUAGUCGAUAUAAUUACACUACAGAUGUGAUGUCCCAAUAUGAUACUGAAACUGAUUUUAGUCCGCAAGUUAGCCCUCGAGAAGAAUCAUUUCUAAGAGGAAGAAGGGGUGGUAGCAUAAAUCGAGAUAUAAGACAAAAUGAUCGUUCCACACCUCUUGAAAGAACUAAUAGUAGUAAUAGUAAAACUUUUAAUAAAGCAUUAUCUCCAUCGCCACAAAAGAAUCAAACAAGUUCUGGAGACAAUAGGAGUAAUAAAUCAAAUAAAGUUAUGAAACAUAUUAAUUUUAUGGAAUGAAAGGUAAAUUAAGUUCCAGCUCAGAAAAAUCAUUUGAUUCUCGUAUCAGUAAAGGAAAAGCGCGUGUGUGAUGAUAAACCAAAUAAUAAUCAAUUAAAAACUUACAGUACUACACAAAAAAAAGAGGAUGAAUUUAAAUUUAACGAAAUAAAAGCAUUUUUAUCUCUUUUUUUUUUAAUUAAAAAAGCCAUUGUAAAAUGAAAAGGAAUACAAAAGAAUUUUUAAUUUUAAAUUUUGUAAAAUUUUUACAUAUUUUUUGUUUAGUUCAAUUUUUGUUUUUUUUUUUUUCAUUUCGGUUACUUAAGUAGGAAAAAUAUAAUUAAAAUAUAAUCAAUUAUUUUUAUUUUAAUUCCACUUCAAUCAUAUAAUUAUGUACAAAAUAAAAUUAAUUAACCUUCGACUUGAAAUAUUAAAAACGCGAAAAAAAACAUGCAAUAAAAACAUUUUUAACGUUGGUAAAAAGAAAAUUAUUCAAAUGAAUUUAUAAAAUAAUUUAUUUAUUUAAAAAUGAGGGCAACAUUAUUAAUUAAAUAUACUUUUUGCGUUUUCAUUCAAUCAAUUUUAUUUUUCUAUACUUUCUUAUUUUAGUUUUAUUUUAAUAAUUAGUUAAUCAACGAAUAUGUAAAAUAAAGUUAAUUCUAUUUUGAAUUAAUAAAAUACAAAAAAAAAAAACUAAACAUUAUUUUUAAUUAUUUAAAUUGUAUUAAAAUAUUAAUAUAUAAUAUAAAAAAUUUAAAGGAAUGAGAAAAUAUGCUUGUAUAAUAAUUAAAAAUAAUUUUUCGAAAAACUUUCAUCGCUGUAUAUUAUUAUGCAAGGGAAAUUAAAUUUAAAAAUUUAAUAUUUUUAAAUAAAUAUUUAACAAAAAUGAAAUUGAUUAAUUAUUAAUUUUCUAGAAAAUAUAUAUACUCAUACUUUAUAUUAGUAAAAAUUAUAAAAAGAAAACUCUGAUUUUUAACUUUUUAAAUUAACAUGCCCUAUAUUAUUUAGAUAACGAAUACAGUGGAAUCCGGAUUUAGUCACACAAAAAAUUUCAUAAAAAUUUGAAGUAGCUAAUGAUCGUUUGUGACUACUAUCAAAUGAAAAUACAAUUUUUGGACUCGAAAUUGUUGAAUAUAAUCCAAUUAUGAUUAUAAAUAGUAGUGACUAUAUAAGUGACUUGCACUGUAUAUCAGAUGACUAAUGUACAAGCAUCAUGAUAUAACAAAUUUUUUUUUUCGUUCAAAAAUAUUUUAUAUAGAAAUAUAGGUUUCUUAUUCCAAUUUUUCUUUUCAAUUUAGAAACGAUUUUUGUUUCUUUUAAAAUUGAUAUUUACCAAAUUUGAAGUUCUGC
Condylostylus longicornis is the source of this 5992-nucleotide messenger RNA. It is a transcript of the gene Tango1, whose product is annotated as transport and Golgi organization protein 1. The transcript has 15 exons. Gene Ontology annotation, biological process: protein secretion; endoplasmic reticulum to Golgi vesicle-mediated transport; vesicle cargo loading. The record is from RefSeq and is a predicted model, not a curated record. Bases 68 to 4663 code for a protein of 1531 amino acids. Gene Ontology annotation, cellular component: endoplasmic reticulum membrane; endoplasmic reticulum exit site. NCBI's taxonomy places the organism in Eukaryota, Metazoa, Arthropoda, Insecta, Diptera, Dolichopodidae.